Molecule: messenger RNA, 6333 nt
Organism: Trichophyton verrucosum HKI 0517
Lineage: Eukaryota; Fungi; Ascomycota; Eurotiomycetes; Onygenales; Arthrodermataceae
Exons: 5
Coding region: 1-6333 (2110 amino acids)
Biological process (GO): calcium ion import across plasma membrane
Cellular component (GO): membrane; voltage-gated calcium channel complex
Molecular function (GO): high voltage-gated calcium channel activity; calcium ion binding
Source: RefSeq, a predicted model, not a curated record
AUGGCUCCGUCCGAGAACCCCAGCUACGAUGCGAAUAACCAGUCCGGCAGCCAUUCGAUACCCCUCCAAGACCUUUCGAGACCCCCGGGUACGGUGAUCGCAGAUGGCGCUGGACGCCGGGCGAGGAGUGCUACGAUUGAAGAUGAGCUUCCGGGGAGGCAGACCUCUGUUCAGGGAAUACGGGCUAUAGGCAGGCCGCUUUCGCGACGGUACGAGCGGAUUGCAGAGAACUCGCCUACAGGAGACAGGAGUGCCGAUGGCCCUGACAACUUCGAAUCUGUCCGUUUGUCUAAUGAUGCUGGGCCGUCAGGCUUUGAUCAUGCUUCGUUUCACCAGAGUACUAUUGGAUUGAGCUUUGGGCCCCAGCAAGUUCGACAUUCGGGAUCUUCUACGGCGCUUGAUGGACGGGUCGGAAGGAGUGAUUAUAACAGCUAUUUCGGUGCUUCUGAGGAUACGGUGGGCCAGAAUGGAUCGGGAUCGUUCGCCGGGGAGAAUGAUUCGUUGCCCCUUACGGAUUCGCGAUAUUUACAGCCAAUUAGUGGCGCUUCUGUCCCGGAUGCACAGGCCCAGGUCAAACGGAAUUCCAAUGAAGGCCGAAGUGUUCAUUUUGCUGGAAGUGCUACAGGAGGUGGUUCUCACCUGGGAGAUGACUUGGAGGGCGGUCUUCGGUCGGGGCGAAGCAGCGUACGGAACUCACAUCGAUCUGCUACAGGGCGGCUUUCACCCUCUCCUUCUCCUUCAUCAGCUUUGUCUAGGGCAAGCUCCAUGAUGAGAAUGGUCUCUCAGCGUGUUGUCAACCUAAGUAAUGAACCGGAGGUUAUCGAAAGUGUUAUGAGACAGAAAUCAGUACUUAAGCAUGCCCGCAUGGAUGAACCCCCCUCUUUACCCGCCAUGUUAGAAUAUGCGCAUGAUGUUGCUUCCUCAGAGACCUUAAAUGAGGGGGGGCCAGAAAAAAGGCCUCCAAAAGCAAAACGGAAACAUGGACAUCCGGCCAUAAGUCCAUUAAGGGGUAAAGCAUUGGGCAUAUUCUCGGCAGACAACCCGGUCAGGAAAUGGCUGUGUGAACUCCUGGUGCAUCCCGCAACGGAGCCAAUAAUUCUGAUUCUUAUCAUUAUCCAGACAAUUCUACUAGCCAUUGAAUCAUCCGUUCACACUGGCCGAAAAGGAAGCUGGUCUUCUCCCGUUGUCGACAUCCUCUUCCUAGCAAUUUUCAUCAUAUAUACCCUUGAAUUGAUAGCCAGGACAAUUGUUUCGGGAUUCAUUCUCAACCCCGAAGAAUACAGUACUCUUGACCGUUCAGCAGGGUUUCGGAAUGCUGUAAUGAUAAAAACAAGAGAGCUGUUUUCGUUGCAGCGGCAGCCAUCAACAAAGAAACCUGCAGAUCCUCAGCAAAUGUCUAUUAUCAGAUCAUUUACCACGAUGCAACAACAAGCAGAUGAAGUUGGAGAUAGUCGACAACAGCAGCGUAUCCGGCUUGCCCGCCGAGCUUUUCUACGACAUUCAUUCAAUAGGCUGGAUUUUCUAGCCGUUGUGUCAUACUGGAUUGCAUUUGCUUUGUCCGUCUUGUCCAUCGACACAAACCACCACAUUUACAUAUUUAAAAUGCUAAGCAGUCUCCGGAUUCUUCGUCUUCUUGCUUUGACAAGUGGAACAACUGUGAUUCUUCGAAGUUUAAAAAAAGCAGCACCUCUUCUAGUCAAUGUUGCAUUCUUUAUAUGCUUUUUCUGGCUUCUCUUUGCCAUCAUCGGAGUCCAGAGCUUUAAAUCUAGUCUUCGUCGAACUUGUGUCUGGGUGGAUCCAUUGGGUGUAAGCAAUUUCACCUUCAACCAAGCUCCGGAUACAGUUCAGUUCUGUGGAGGCCACCUAGACAAUGUCACUGGCCUAGCUAAACCCUGGAUCCAUGCCAACGGGAGAAACGGAACGACAACUCCAAAAGGGCAUCUCUGCCCCCAGGGGUCUCUAUGCAUCGAGGGCAGUAAUCCAUAUGCAGGCACCAUAAGUUUCGACGAUGUGUUGCACUCUCUCGAACUUGUGUUCGUUUUAAUGAGCUCAAAUACCUUUUCCGACCUCCUUUACUUUACCACAGACAGCGAUUACCUUGCUGCCUCCCUCUUCUUCAUUGCCGGUUUCAUCUUCCUGAGUUUAUGGCUCGUCAACUUGCUAGUGGCUGUUAUCACCUCGUCCUUUCAAGUUAUCCGAGAAGAAAGCAAGCGAAGCGCUUUUACUGCUGAUAGAAUCGACGAUGUUGGACCAGAGGAUACGUCUUUUCGCAGAGUCAGCAAACUAAAACGGCUCUUUAACCGGACAAACUACCUUUGGAUCGGCAUAAUAGCAUUCGGUCUAAUAGUUCAAUGCCUAAGGAGCUCCUCGAUGAGCUCCAACCGCAAAGAGCUUAUUGAUAGCACGGAAUCUGCCGUCACCGUCAUCCUCUUUAUCGAAAUUUGUUUCCGCAUUGGGGUAGAUUGGCGAAAUUUCUUUAAAUCCCGGCAGAACUGGGCUGAUCUCAUCCUUGCCAUCAUCACAAUGGUGAUGCAAAUCCCUCCCAUCCGCUCGUCGGGCAGCGUCUACGCAGCAUUAUCCAUCUUCCAGGUACUCCGUGUGUAUCGGAUAGUACUGGCCUUUUCGUUGACGAGAACCCUUAUCAUGACUGUGUUUAGCAACAUCGUCGGUCUAUUUAACCUCAUUAUCUUCGUGUUUUUGAUCACUUUUCUCACCUCCAUAUUUGCUGUCCAAUUGUUCCGUGACCAGAUACCUGCCAUGGACUCAGACGGCGAAGUUACUCGAACUACAUUCUCCAAUAUAUAUAACUCGUUCCUGGGGAUGUAUCAGAUCCUCUCCAGCGAGAAUUGGACCUCCAUUCUAUAUUCGGCUACCGAAGCUAAUAGCCCUAGAGGCACAGCCUGGAUUUCAGCAGCCUUUUUCAUCAUGUGGUUUGUGCUCGCUAACUUCGUCGUGCUGAACAUGUUUAUUGCUGUCAUCCAGGAAAGUUUUGAUAUUUCUGAAGAUGAGAAACGGCUCUAUCAGAUCAGAGCAUUCUUGCAACAGAAACAAGUGAGCGAAUCAUCCCAUGGGAAUCUUGCCUUGUCCAGCAUAUUUAAGUUUGGCCGUGGCCGUGAACGAUAUCGAGACCCACUUGAUCACGGCCCUGCUGCACUUGAGAUGCUUCUAAAAGAGGCUGUGGUUCAAGACUUCUUAGACGAGACAUCACCCCUACGGCCCAUGGAAACCCAGCCUACUGAACACCCGCCGGAACAACAGGCAGUGCAGCCAGGAUUCUUUUCCCGUAUCUUCAACAAGUUAACAGAGCGUAUGUUGAACCGGGAGCCGAACCCCUUUUAUUCGAAACUCAAGUUCUCAAGGGACCAUGACGAACUAGACCCAGCAGCAAUGGCAAAAGAAGUCCUCUCAGCUGCUGAACAAAGAAAACGAGCCCAACGACAAUACCUCCAAAGAUACCCAAAGUACAAUGUUUCUCUCUAUAUUUUUACACCCUCUAAUCCUAUCCGCCGAAUUUGUCAACGAAUGGUAGGACCGGGUCGUGGAAAAUCCCGUAUUGAAGGGGUGGAUCCAUACAAACCAGUGUGGUACCUUUUUUCAGCAUUCAUAUACGCUGCCAUUGUUUCAAUGGUGCUAAUCGCUUGUAUCUGCACUCCAUUGUACCAACGCACGUACUUUGAGACGCAUGGCCCCGGCAUCCACAAUUGGUUUGUAUGGACGGAUCUAUGGUUUGCUAUUCUUUUCAGUGUUGAGGCUGUUAUCAAGGUGAUAGCAGACGGCUUUUUCUGGACACCAAAUGCCUACUUCCGUGGAUCCUGGGGCUUCAUUGAUGGUAUUGUCCUUAUCACUUUGUGGGUGAACGUUGUGGCUGCUUUGUACAAGACGGGAGAUGUUUCGCGAGUUGUUGGUGCAUUUAGGGCACUCAGAGCAUUAAGGCUGUUGAAUGUCAGCGAGAGCGCAAGAGAAACGUUCCAUUCUGUGAUAGUAAUGGGUGGAUGGAAAGUCAUUUCGGCUGCUUUUGUUUCCAUGAGUUUCCUCAUUCCAUUCGCCAUUUAUGGUUUGAAUCUUUUCAAUGGAAAAAUGAAACAAUGCAACGACGGGGAUUUCGGCUAUGUUUCCCUGGCACAUUGUGUUGGCGAAUAUAAAAGCUCUCAAUUCCAAUGGCAGGUACUUGCACCUCGAGCCGUACACAACCCAUUCUACAGCUUCGACAACUUCGGAAGUUCCCUGUUCAUCCUUUUCCAGAUUGUGUCUCAGGAAGGGUGGACUGAUGUGUUAUGGAAUGCCAUGAGUAUCACUGGCGUGGAUAAACAGCCUCAGCCGUUUUCAUCCCAAGCGAACGGCUUAUUCUUCGUGGUGUUCAACCUGCUCGGUGCAGUUUUCGUCCUUACUCUGUUCGUCUCUGUCUUCAUGCGAAACUAUACGGAACAAACUGGCGUGGCCUUCUUGACGGCAGAACAACGGUCGUGGCUAGAAUUGCGCAAGCUUCUGAAGCAGAUAUCCCCUUCUAAGCGAUCUCUUAGCAAGGACAAUAGCAAAUUCAAAGCGUGGUGCUAUCGCGUUGCGGUUAAAAAACAUGGGAGAUGGGCUAGGUUUAUCACGGGGUUGCUCCUGGUCCACCUUGUUCUCCUGGUUCUCGAAUUUUACCCGGAAGUUGAUUGGUGGGAGAAGACAAGAGACGCCCUGUUCCUCUUCCUCACCCUAUUCUAUAUCGCAAACGUUGUCAUCCGUCUUGUCGGCUUAACUUGGUCUCGGUUCCGCCGCAGCUCAUGGGAUCUCUACUCCAUUCUAUCAGUAGUAGGAACCUUUAUCACGACACUACUUGCCCUGAUCAAUGAUAAAAGCAUAGUCUUCGCCCAGCUUCAUAAACUAUUCCUGGUGUCCAUUGCACUUCUCAUUAUACCACGCAACAAUCAACUUGACCAGCUCUUCAAGACUGCUGCGGCUAGUUUGACAUCGAUCGGUAACCUGUUGGCCACCUGGUUUAUCCUUUUCCUCGUUUACGCCAUAGCAUUGACUCAGAUUUUCGGCUUGACCAAAUUCGGGGGCUCUGAAACGGGCAAUCUCAAUUUCAGAAGCGUACCUAAAGCGCUAAUCCUUCUAUUCCGCAUGAGUUGUGGUGAAGGGUGGAAUCAAAUUAUGGAAGACUUCGCAACGAUGGAGCCUCCUUACUGCACACUAGGCGAGAAUUUCUACAGGAGCGACUGUGGCAGUGCCGCCUGGGCUCGCACGCUGCUUAUCUCAUGGAACAUUCUGAGCAUGUACAUCUUUGUCUCUCUAUUUGUCUCGCUCAUCUUCGAGAGCUUUUCCUACGUCUAUCAACGAAGCAGUGGCCUUUAUGCGAUCAGCAGAGAUGAAAUCCGUCGUUUCAAACAGGCGUGGUCUACCUUUGACCCUGACGGAACGGGGUAUAUUUCAAAGGAGGCCUUCCCAAGGCUUUUAGGGGAACUUUCUGGUGUGUUCGAGAUGCGUAUAUACGAAGGGGAUUUUACAGUCGGCCGCAUUCUAGAAGACUGUCGUGUCAACGUUCGAGAAUCAGAAAUAUCGCAUUCUCGAUCUGUGGGUGAACUAGAUCUUAAGAAGCUUAUGCUCCGUCUUUCCCAUCUCCCAGUUGCCGAAAUACGCAAAAGACGUGCACGCUUGAACGCCUUUUAUGAGGAAGUGCUAGUUUCAUCUGAUCCAGAACGAGGAAUAUCUUUUACUUCAUGUCUUAUGAUCCUUGCUCAUUACAAUGUUAUCACUGACAGCAAGAGUUUGAGGCUGGAAGAGUUCCUACGGCGACGUGCCCGUCUACAGCGAGUCGAGGAAGCUGUCCGCCGAAACGUGGUCGUUGGAUUCUUCAACACGCUCUAUUGGUCAAGGCGAUUCCGACAACGUAUCCAAGCACGCCAUGACUCUCGCCUGGUCUCGGUACCACAGUUCUCUGUUCCGGAGAUAUAUGUCGAGGACGAGGACGGCCACAUGGACGAGGAUCAAUCGAGACGAGCAUCAGAAGACCGUGCAAGAUCCCCGGAAGGGUCCCCAAGCCGGAAAGCCCCACGCAUUGCUCUUCCAAAGAUCGAGACCAACAUGUUUGGCGACGAGGCUCAUAGGCUCCCGUCACCCACACAUUCCGACUGGGGUAACUUCAAUCCUUCUCUGACGCCUCAAAGUCCUACUACCCCGUAUGAUAGCAGUGUGCCUCGCGAUGAGUCGGGUGAAGGGCAUGGCCACCAACGCGGUGACAGUUCUGUGAGCGUACAAGGCGUGCUGGACUCCUUCGAUCACUCCGUAUGGGGCGAGAGUAUCAGACGAAGCUUCACCCGUCGUCGGUCCCACGGCUCAGCGGGCGAGUAG